Messenger RNA from Eucalyptus grandis, 1406 nucleotides. Its product is annotated as coiled-coil domain-containing protein R3HCC1L. The record is from RefSeq and is a predicted model, not a curated record. The coding region runs from base 42 to 1211 and encodes 389 amino acids. The transcript has 7 exons. NCBI's taxonomy places the organism in Eukaryota, Viridiplantae, Streptophyta, Magnoliopsida, Myrtales, Myrtaceae.
AAACCGGAAGCGACUCUCUGUUUAUCGUACUCCGAGCGAAAAUGGAGACUCAAAGAGAAGAACACCACACCGCCCCCGCCACCGCCACCGCCGCCAACUGGAGCGAAGAAGUGGAGGACCUGGUGUCCGCCGGCGAGGUCUCCUCGGCCAUCGCCUUCCUCGAGUCCCUCGUCUCCAGGCUCGAAUCGCGGCCGCAACAAGAGGAGGAGGACCCGUCCUCCGCCAAUCUCCAAUUGGCCUCCGCCCUCGCCGAAUUGGCCCGCCUCUACUCUUCCCAGGGCUUCUCUCUCAAGUCCGAUCAGCUCCUCGCUCGAUCCUCGGCCCUCAAGGAACGCGGCCGCCGGGGCUCUCCCUCUCGUGAUGCAGAGAUCGCAGCGGAGGACUUGAAGGACGAUCGAGGCGCAUCGCCGAGUGCUGCCCUGACCUGCAUUGACUCCUUGGGAUCUUCCGCCGAAGGGCACGUUCAGCAUCCGACGAUCGCGCCUGAUGAUGAAGCAGCUUGCGAUGCAACUUCAGAGGAUGACUGGGAAGCUAUGGCAGAUCGUUCGCCAAACGAGUUACUCCCUGCAGAAUCCUUACCUGAAGUAUCAAAGCUUUCUCUGGAAGAUGGCAAAAAUACUAAAGCCCCUAAAAGGCGUGGGAGGGGCACUUUUACUUAUAAGAAAGAUGAAUUGUAUAGUGAUCGGGUAUCAAAUGAUUUGACCAUUGAUGAAGUGGAUGACGAAGGUCAAUCUCAUAAUUCAGAAGAAAAGCCCAUAUUGAGACCCUCUAAAUAUGGCACUAGUCAUGUUCUUGUUCUCGCUGGGUUUCCUCCAAGCACUAGAACAACAGAGCUAGAGAAGCUUCUCGAGGCCUUCAGAAAUCAAGGGGUAGUGAUUCGUUGGGUCAAUGAUACUACCGCUCUUGCAGUAUUUCGAACACCAGUAAUUGCACUUGAGGCUCUUAGCAGUAUUCAAUUUCCAUUCACUGUACGAAUACUGGAGGAGGAGGAUUCCCUCUUGAGUUCAAUUCCAGCAAUGGACUUGGAACCUCCAAAGCCAAGGCCGCAAACAUCUGCCCGGACUGCUCAGAGGCUCAUUGCUCAGGGAAUGGGGUUGAAGUUGCCUCUCUCAUCCUUUGGUUCAACAGAAUUUAGGAAACAGGAAGAAGCCAGAAAGGACCGCAUUGUGAGGAGGCAUCAACUGAGGGAUGAUGCUUGGGGUGAAGACUGACAAUUGAGAUUUCAAGUGAUCGAUGAGUUUUCUAAAGACGUGAAAACACAUGUUUACCUACAUCAUAUAUAGCACUCGCCUGAACGGAUCCUACGUUUGGCAUGUCGAAGGUGCCUGGUGCAUCUUUCGACUCGUUUUCCCAGCUGAAUCACAAAGGCAUUUUCACCACUCGCGCCAAAAUUUAUCCUUCCCAGA